GGUACUAGGCAUUCAAAUAGUUUCUGUGUUUAGUCAUUGAUCCGCGUUCAUCUCUUUUCCUUGUAUACAGAUGAUACCAGUAGCUGCAAAUGAUGUUGCUUUCUCCAGCCACGCGGUUUUGCUAACCGCCUUUACCUUGUUCCAGAUCGCCAUUUAUGAUCGUGGAUCUCAAACGGUCUCGAAGAUUACUAUCGCCAUAGUUACAGGAGCAUGGAUGAUUGUUGCCAUUUGUGUUGUUAUAGCCAUACAAACGCAUUCUUGGUUGUGGCUCGUCUCCUGCUUUAACAUGUUACAGGUUUCCAUGACUGCCAUCAAGUACAUACCUCAAGCAAUUAUGAACUUUAAAAGGAAGAGCACAACUGGGUUCAGCAUUGGUAACAUAUUGCUUGAUCUGCUUGGUGGAUUGACAAAUUAUGGUCAAAUGGCGGUCCAAUCUUUCGACCAACAUUCGUCGGUGAAUUUCUUUGGAAAUAUAGGCAAGACAUUGCUUUCUUUGGUCUCUAUCUUCUUCGACGUGUUGUUUAUCGUGCAACAUUAUUUGCUAUAUCCUAAGAAGAAACCCGAGAGAUCUCCAAGUCCUGAACCAGUAAACCAUGUGUCACUUGUUACAUCGUCACAACAUGUUUAA
Messenger RNA from Helianthus annuus (common sunflower), 628 nucleotides. Its product is annotated as cystinosin homolog. Bases 71 to 628 code for a protein of 185 amino acids. Gene Ontology annotation, cellular component: vacuolar membrane. Lineage: Eukaryota; Viridiplantae; Streptophyta; Magnoliopsida; Asterales; Asteraceae. The transcript is spliced from 6 exons. The record is from RefSeq and is a predicted model, not a curated record. Gene Ontology annotation, biological process: L-cystine transport. Gene Ontology annotation, molecular function: L-cystine transmembrane transporter activity.